AGGAUAGACUACCGUCUAUUCGACACCAUGGAAUACUCGAAUGCAAACCGAAACAGCAAGAAAAGAGCUCAAAAUUCAAUUAGUUCAUACAAGCUCUUGAAGAAGAUAUUGAAUAUUGGGAUUAGGUUUAGCGCUUAACUAAAGUUAUCAUGCGAUUCCGUUCUUAGAGAAAUGAAAUACUUACCUGAAAGAGUUAUUUUGUCUCUGGUUUUGUGUCUUGGAACAAUCAACAUGCUGGCUCAAAGAGUAAAUUUAAGCAUAGCAAUCUUAUGCAUGACAAGUCGCUGCACUAUACGUGAUAACAACAGUACAAGUAAUAAAUAUCCUAUUCGAGUUGUUCAGAAUUCAUCUGGUUGUAGUAUAGAGUCAUUCAAUGAAACAAAGAAACCCUUCACAGAUCCUAUAUUUUAUGAUGGAGUAGGAUUCAGCAUGUUUUUCUUACACUCGAGUACUGUGAUAGAUGGCCCGUUUGACUGGGAUCGCUCAAAUUGGGGAGUUCUUCUGGGAGUUAUUUUCUGGGGUUAUUUUCUUGGGCAGAUACCUGCAGGCAUCCUUAUUCAAAAGUUCAGCGUUCGCUCAGUCCUGCUUACAUCCCUAAUUCUUAUGAGCACAUCAACAAUACUUGUUCCAGUGGUAGCGAUAAGGUCUCUGUAUUUAUUUUGUGCCGUACGAGUACUUACAGGAUUAACAUCCGCAAGUUGGUUUCCUGGAUUCUAUCAACUUUGGGCUGCUUGGGCACCUCCAAAUGAGCGUGGACUCUUAAUUGGAUUUGCUUAUGCAGGACUUCAUGUAGGUAGUGCUAUUACAAUGCCUAUUACUGGUGCUUUGUGUCAGACAUCAUUGGGAUGGUCACUAGUUUUCUACUUCUAUGGUGCAGUCAGCUUUGUUUAUUGUAUGAUAUGGUUCAUGUUUGUAUAUGAUGAACCUAAAUUAAAUCCAAGAAUAUCUAUGAAAGAAAAGACUUAUUUAGAAUCAACCUGCCCAGUUAUAAUGAAAAACAGCCAAGGAAAGAUCCCAAUAAAAUCCAUUUUGACAUCACUCCCUGUUUGGGCAUUCAUUGUUGUAAAUAUUGGCAUAGAUUGGAAUUUAUAUACAUUUCUAACUAGCGUACCAACGUAUAUGCGUGAAGUGUUGCACUUUGAUUUUCAACAAAAUGCUCUGCUGUCUUCCCUACCAUACAUCGGCAUGUGGAUAGGACAACUAAUAUUUGGUUGGAUAUCCGACAUCCUUUUGACUCGGCGAAUUCUAACUUUGAGUGUUGUUCGUAAACUGAUGAACAGCAUAGGAUGCUGAUGCUUUUAUCUGGAACAGCAAUAAUUCCAAGGCAAUGUAAACCGAUCAAUACAUUGACGCGUAUGCACAAUUAACCACAGAGUUUAAGAUUAACAAUGUUACUUCAUACUUAUUCAAGUACUAAAGUCUUUUCUAUACUUAACGGAAUAUACGUAUUGAGAUGUAAAAAUAAAAAUGUUUGGCCCAGCAAAGAGUUCUCUUUUCGACGAAUUCAUUAUCAAUGCUGCAAAGUCUAUACAUAUUUUUCAAAACGAUAAUAGUGACAAUAAGAUUCCGCUAAAUAUGGCAACAGUGAGAUAGAAUAAAAAGUGGCAUAAAAUCAUUAUUUUUAUUAAAACUAAUAAUAAUAAUUGUGUUGUUGAGAAACUGAAUAAUCAUUAUGAAGAUAGAUUGGGAAAUUACAAUUUGGAAAGAAAGGCUCAGUACGUUAGGAUAAAAUGCUGAAAUUCAGAUGGACCGUAAUCAGAAGGAUCAUGGAAACAGAAACAAAUCACUUGGGAGGGGGAUAGAAGGUCUAUAAAGAAGACAGAAGGGAAGCAGAUGGCCGUGAAGAAAGAAAAGAAUGAAGAAGAAACUACGAGAUUAAGGCCAUGGUAGAAGUAGAAGUUGUAACAGUUUCUUUUGGAUGCAUAAUUCCAGAUGUAAAGCAGUGCUUCGGCAAUGCUAAGAAGAUGGAAUAUAACUGCUUUUGGCAGCUCUCUACUUAUCUUAUAGAUGAUUUUGAAUACAGAAUCUCCUUUGAUUGAAUGAUCUGUGUUAAUAAGGUUUUCGAUUAUUGAACUUCUUAUUGACCCAUUUCCACCUCUUUUCAGCCAAACCGGGUAAUGUUCUUGAAUUAUUUUAGAUAAAAUACACAUCGAAUGACCUAUAUACAUGACUCUACAUGAACAUGUAAAUUGAUAAACGCACAUAGAAUCAAUCUAAUGAAAUAAUUAAUCCUUAGAUUUAUUGUUGAACAUUGAUUGGUUGGAAAAUACUAUUCUCAAAGUUGCUCCAAAAAACGUCUUAUUGAGAGAGUUAAAAUUCUCCUCUUCAAGAUAUCUGUAACAAAUAUCGCCUUUGAAAUCGAUAAUUAUUUGCUAUAACUACGGCGCACUAAUACCUCUCCACUAGUCACUAAACCUCUGUUUCGGAAGAUGUUUUGCAAAUAAAAGAUGUCACAGCUCCCAUAACGAUGACACUGCUUCUGAAAUUCACCAGUUACUACGAACAAAACAGAAUCAUGGUGAAUUUUACGAACUAAUCUAGUCUUCAAACAUUUUGAUAAUACAUAGUACUCCCUAUUGAGUCUAUGAUCAUCUGUUAGUAGAAUUGUGUUUACCAACCGUUGUUAACAACUUCUGCUACAAAUGACCAAACAUCAAGAAACAGUCUAUUAAAGAAAAAGAUAUUCAGAUUUACUAGUAUAGGGGUUGUGGAGA
Messenger RNA from Schistosoma bovis, 2714 nucleotides. NCBI's taxonomy places the organism in Eukaryota, Metazoa, Platyhelminthes, Trematoda, Strigeidida, Schistosomatidae. The record is from the annotation of a GenBank genome assembly.